UAUUUGGGUGUGAGCAAAAACACGCAGUUUUUGUGUGUGUCUCUUUAAAUGCAAAUGAGCUGCUGCUCCCGGCCCCCUUUCCAGAAGAGGGCGGAGCUUUAACAGCUCGCGCUUCGGUUGCUCAACAACAACAAAGCUGGAGAAUCUCACGCAGACAAAAUGAGGAUUGUCAGUAACGGUGUUCAGCCUUACAUUGUUCAAACCGGAGUCGACACUGAUGGAGAGACUCAGGAAGAAGUUACAACUUUUAGAAUGAAACUGGACGUUUCUGAAUGGUGGGUUUCUGAUCCCGUAUCUGCUGAUGUUGGUGCUGGAGGGUAUUCCUCUGUUCUGCAUGGAGCUGGCCAUCGGCCAGAAGAUGCGUCUGGGCAGCAUCGGAGCGUGGACUGCCAUCAACCCGUAUCUGGGUGGAGUGGGUAUUGCCAGUGUUGUGACCUCCAUAUACUUGUGUCUGUACUACAACGUCAUCAACGCCUGGAGCUUCUGGUAUCUCUUCCAUUCAUUUCAGUCAGUGCUGCCCUGGGCCGAGUGUCCCGUCAACAGUAACCGGACGGGGUAUCUGGAGGAGUGUGAGGUGGCUUCACCCACACAGUACUUCUUCUACCGCGAGACGCUGAACAUCUCGUCCUCCAUCGAUGAGAACGGAGGCAUUCACAUGGGCCAGGCGUUGUGUCUCCUGCUGGCCUGGAUCAUAGUCUACCUGUUCAUCGUCCGAGGGGUCAAAUCAACCGGAAUGGUCGUGUAUUUUACAGCUACGUUUCCAUAUGUGGUUCUGAUCAUCUAUCUGAUCCGUGGUGUGACUCUUCAUGGAGCCUGGAACGGAGUGAAGUACAUGUUCACGCCCAAGCUGGAGCAGCUGGCAAACCCUCAAACAUGGAUCAACGCUGCCACUCAGAUCUUCUUCUCUCUGGGUUUGGGCUUCGGCUCUUUGAUCGCUUUCGCCAGUUACAACCACCACAACAAUAACUUUGAGAGGCAGGCCGUCGUCGUGUCACUCAUCAACAGCUGCACGUCUGUGUUCGCCAGCAUCGUGACCUUCUCCAUCUACGGCUUUAAAGCCACGUUCAACUACGAAAGCUGUUUGGAAAGGAUGAGGCUGUUACUGCUCAACACCUUCGAUCUGUCUGAGGAGACCAUCAGCGUUGAGAACAUCAGCUCUUGGAUCAGUCAUUUGAACUACACUCAUCCUGAGAGGUUUGCGGCUAUCGCUUCGAAGAUCGAAGACUGCAGUCUAGAGGCUGAACUGGACACGGCGGUGGAGGGCACCGGUCUGGCGUUCAUCGUGUACAGCGAGGCCAUUAAGAACAUGCCUCUGUCUCAGCUCUGGUCUGUGCUCUACUUCAUCAUGCUGCUGCUGUUAGGGAUGGGGAGCAUGCUGGGAAACGUCACGGCCAUCAUCACCCCGCUCGGAGACCUCAAGUUUCUGUCACGCACCCUCAGCAACGAGACCAUCAACGGUCUGGUGUGUCUUCUCUGUUUUCUUCUGGGUUUCGGCUUCACCAGCCGCUCGGGCAACUAUUGGUUCACCAUCUUUAACGAAUACGCGGCGACAUUUUCUUUGCUCUUCAUCGUGUUCAUUGAAGUCGUCAGUGUGUGUUACAUCUAUGGACUGAGACGGUUUGAAAAAGACAUCGAGGACAUGUUGGGGCAUCGGCCGAACUGGUACUGGAAGGUGAUGUGGGCCGUUAUCAGUCCGGUGCUCCUCAUCAGCCUCUUCAUCUUCUACAUCAUCAACUACAUCCAGGGCGGCACACCCACCUACCAGGCCUGGGACAAAGAUCUGGGUAAGUCUGUGGUGAAGGAGUAUCCGGUGUACGGUCAGGCCUUCAUCGCUCUGCUGCUGUUGUCGUCGGUCAGCUGCGUCCCGCUGGCGGCUCUCUACGCCCUCUGUAGGAGGAAGCAGCGAGGAACGGCGAUCCGUCAGCAAACCGUCAGCACUGCGUCCUCUGACAUUUAAACUCAAAGACUCUUGGGAAAUGGACAUGUUUGGGACCACAGAGGCCAGAGCAAAAUUAUUUUUAUUUUGUAAGCUGUAGAAAUAUAUGAACAUUUUCAGCUUUUGGUUGGUUGUACAAUAGAGUUAGUUCUGAAAACUAGUCAUUAGGACUAAAACAUUUUUACAUUUACAUUUCCAACAGAAAAUAUGAAAAUCAUGUCUGGUAAUGAUUAAGGAUGCUUAGAAAAGGACUGUUUUACAUUAUAUGAACAGCAGAUGACUAUCCAAUCACUGUGAACAUCAAAUAUAACCGUAUAAAAAUGUGUAAAACUGUGUAAAUAUCUUUUUACAUCAGAGCUUGUGAUAUUUUAGUAGUAAAUACAAUUUUUGUAAAUGUCAAAUCAAUAUUUUAUACGACUAAUUACCAAAUGAGUGAAUGUUUUCCCUGUAUUUCAUUAUUUUUUGCUCUUGAUUUAUAUAUAUUUAUAUACAGUAUAUCUUUAUAUAUAUAUAUAUAUACUGUAUAUUAGUGCUGUCAAAUUAUUAAUCGCAUCCAAAAUAAAAGUUUGUGUUUACAUAA
Messenger RNA from Ctenopharyngodon idella (grass carp), 2516 nucleotides. RefSeq names its product sodium- and chloride-dependent transporter XTRP3-like. Gene Ontology annotation, molecular function: L-proline transmembrane transporter activity. The record is from RefSeq and is a predicted model, not a curated record. NCBI's taxonomy places the organism in Eukaryota, Metazoa, Chordata, Actinopteri, Cypriniformes, Xenocyprididae. The coding region runs from base 302 to 1957 and encodes 551 amino acids. Gene Ontology annotation, cellular component: plasma membrane. The transcript has 11 exons. Gene Ontology annotation, biological process: sodium ion transmembrane transport.